Molecule: messenger RNA, 318 nt
Organism: Lactuca virosa
Lineage: Eukaryota; Viridiplantae; Streptophyta; Magnoliopsida; Asterales; Asteraceae
Source: the annotation of a GenBank genome assembly
AUGGAGAACUUCCAAACCACUUUCAACUCCAACACCGCAUCAGCAAAUGAAGCAUUGAAGAGUGUGGGCUCUCUUUUCAAAACUGAGAAGACCAAACUGCAAGAGAUUUGCACUGGUCUGAAAACUGUCCAUGAAUCAUUUCAAGCCACUAUCUCCUCUCAGAUUUCACAGCUUAAAGACGAACUGAUAAAGGAGAUUAACCUGAAGGACUCUCUCGCACUCAAGUCAGAAGAAACAAAGGUGUUAAGUACCAAACUGGAAGCUUCGGAGAAGCAGGAGAUUGGGGAGAUGGAUGUUGAGGUUGCUGCUGUGCUGUGA